AUGUCUGGUAAUAACGUCCAACAAGAGCGUGCCGCUUGCAUUGUCAAUUGGCUUCACAACGUCAACAAGCGCACAUACGCCGAAUACGGCGAGGUUGACAGCAAACGCGUUGCCGAUUCAUCGUCCAACAGAAUGCCUACCCCGAAUUCGGCGUUGCCUUCUCAAGACCGUCGACGAGACGCUUCGCCGACCAAGAAACGAAAGGUCUUGCAGAACAGCCCUGGUCGACAUGACGAUGAUAGUAGGCCGAGCAAUAACGACAGUACCGCCACGCCGUCCUCGCAAGGGGUGCCACUGCGGGUAGGCCGUCCUGAACUGCCACCCUCAUCUGCGUCCUCGUCAAAGGGUUCAAAGAGGUCUCCAAGGCGCUCAAGCCCUGUGAAGAGGAAACAGGCUUUGAUAGGACUGGAAAAUCCUGUGCGGUUUAACGAGCUAUAUGCUCCAACAGAGCAGUUGCCUACAGAUGUGCAACCACUAUACAGCCGUAUCCGCAAAGUCGCCCAGCACCGCGCGCACUAUUUGCCGGUUGAGGAUCGCGAAAGAUUAUCUCGCGCCAUUGGUGAAGAGCUCCCGGAGUUUUCCUUCCAGGAAGCAGCCUCUCCGUCACCGGCGGUCGCAAGCCAAUUCGAUGACCUACAGGAGAUUUUGUUUACUGGUUUCGAAUGCCAGAAGCUUAGCAGGUCGGAACUUGCGGUCAACAUGCUGGUACAUGGGCCUUUGUUGAACCUGGCGCUGAAAUACCACCACUACGUGGACGGCGAGAUGAUACAAUCAGCUCGGAUUUCCCCAUCAUUUAUGCCGCCGCUGGCUGACAUUGGCGACAGCGGCGAUGCCACGGUUACCGGCGGCAAGAUGGUUGACUUGGCUCUUGUGUUGACUCCCGCGGCUGAUGGGUCUCGCGCCCUCGGUCGUCCCCCAAAAGGCAACAAGAACGACACGGCCGCUGAUGAGAAACUGCUCCGGGCGAUUCAGACUCACGUACUGCAUCGGGAGCCGCUCGAGACCCAAUCUAUCAACCAGACGACGUACGCGCCCGUCAUGUUCCGGCCAAUCGCCAUCAGCAUCGAGACCAAGGCGGAGGGGAGCGCCGAAGAAGGCAAGUUGCAGCUAGGCGUCUGGACCUCGGCAUGGUACCGCCGUAUGAUUUCCAUCAUAAGCAAACUUGAACAGAGCAGCGUAUAUGACAGUGGCCCAUCUCUGUAUAGUGCCCGCAACGUGGGUGCCAUGUCCGUUGCAGAUCUCAGUGUCUUCGUUUUUACCGUUAAAGGACUUGAUCUGCUUCGCGCGACCGUCAAAGUCCUAUUCUCAAGGUUAGACUCUCAAUACAAGUCGUUGUCGUAA
Messenger RNA from Cordyceps militaris CM01, 1341 nucleotides. RefSeq lists its product as uncharacterized. NCBI's taxonomy places the organism in Eukaryota, Fungi, Ascomycota, Sordariomycetes, Hypocreales, Cordycipitaceae. Bases 1 to 1341 code for a protein of 446 amino acids. The transcript has a single exon. The record is from RefSeq and is a predicted model, not a curated record.